CCCCUCUCUUGCCUGUUCGUCUCCUCACGCCAGCCCCACUGCCGAACAAGCAGCACCGCCCCUACCCCAACCUCCAUCUCACAGCACUCACCAUGACCGUCACCGUCAACCACGUCGCCCCCGCCCCCGUCGCCACCGCGGCACCCGUCAAGGCUGUCGUCCUGGCCGCCGACGCGCCCGUCGCCUACGACAAGCCCUACAACAACGAGACGUACAAGGCCACCCACCCCGGCCGCUUCCAUGUCGUCUUUGACCAGUCGGCCGGUGCCGGCGAGAGCUACUCGAGCAAGCUGGUCGCCGACCGUGACUACGCCCCCGGCGAGACCCUCGCACUCCUCGACAACAAGUCGGCUGCGCCAGUCAAGGCCUACUCGUCAGUGCAGUACGGUGCCGGCCCCCGCGACCACCUCGAGCUCAACUCGGACCUCUUGUUCAUGAACCACUCGUGCGCACCAACCGUCGAAGUGUCGCUCCCGGCGCGCCAGCCCGAGCGCUGGGAAGCCCGCGUUGGCCCCGCCGGAGUCAAGAAGGGCGGCGACCUUACCUUCUUCUACCCCAGCACCGAGUGGGACAUGGCACAGGGCUUUACUUGCUCGUGUGGUGCCAAGAACUGCCUCGGCAAGAUCAACGGCGCAAAGUACCUCACCCUCGAGCAGCUCGAGGAGCGCGGCCUCGUCAACGAGCACAUUCGCGCGCUCAAGGCCGGGCAAUAAGCGGUGCGGUGCACGCACGGCUGGGCGGCUGUCGUGGGCCGGUGUGCUGUGCCGUGCCCACGUCGUCGUCUCCGUCGGCGGUGGCCACGGCAUGACACAAGGCUCGUUGUCAUUCACGCGCACGAACCUGCCUGUUACUCCCGGCCCUGACUAGAUGGCAAUACACAAUCUAUCUGCCUCGAUCUUUUUUUUUUUUGGUAUUAUGGCCCGAAUUUCCUGUAAUUUUAUUAAAAAUCAAUGACAGCAGCCGGCAUCGUAAGCAGCAGUAGUAGACCCAUGCAUGGAAAUGUACAUA
This is a messenger RNA of Vanrija pseudolonga, 1008 nucleotides long. RefSeq lists its product as uncharacterized. Lineage: Eukaryota; Fungi; Basidiomycota; Tremellomycetes; Trichosporonales; Trichosporonaceae. The record is from RefSeq and is a predicted model, not a curated record. The coding region runs from base 93 to 713 and encodes 206 amino acids. The transcript is spliced from 4 exons.